Molecule: messenger RNA, 819 nt
Organism: Vanrija pseudolonga
Lineage: Eukaryota; Fungi; Basidiomycota; Tremellomycetes; Trichosporonales; Trichosporonaceae
Gene: rex4
Product: RNA exonuclease 4
Exons: 6
Coding region: 46-657 (203 amino acids)
Cellular component (GO): nucleus
Molecular function (GO): exonuclease activity; nucleic acid binding
Source: RefSeq, a predicted model, not a curated record
CACUUCGCAUCCUGCUUCUCUUCUCUCUCCAUCCACUGACCCAGAAUGACUGUCAUCGGGCUCGACCGCUACGUCGGCAUCGACUGCGAAAUGGUGCGCUGCAACACGGAGAAUGGGCUGGCUCGGGUCGCAAUCGUCGACCAUACCGGCAAGGUCCUGUACCAUUCCUACGUGUUCCAGCACCCGAAGAACGUGCUCGACUACAAGACGGACAGUGAGCGCCGACUCGUGGGCAAGCUGACGCCAGAAUCGGGGAUUACAAAGGCGCUCCUCAAGGACGCGCCGACCGUCGAAACCGUCCGCAAGGAGGUGAUUGAGAUCAUCAAGUCGAAGAUUAUCGUCGGGCAUGCGCUCUUCAACGACCUGGCCGUCCUCCAGCACAGGCACGACUACGAGGACGUGCGCGACACGGCGCUCUUCUACCCGCUCCGCGAGCGCAUGGGCGUCAAGACGGAGGGCAUGUACCCCGGCCUGCGCGCCAUGGCCAAGGAGGUGCUGGGACGCGAUAUCCAGGAGGGCGCCCACUGUCCCAUCGAGGACGCCCGCGUCACGAUGGAAAUCUUCCUCAAGUACCGUGCCGACUAUGAGAAGGGCCUUGCCGACGGCGACGACGUCGUGUCGGGCGUCCCUCGCGCGCACGCCAAGUGGUACUGGUAAACAAACACCACGCACCGCCCACACCAUUCCCCCACUACAACAAUCCCACGCCCGCCCCAGCGAUACCCAGCAUUGUGUAUAACCUCCAAGGUUCGCUUUGUACCCAUCCUGUCCUUCCUUUGUACCCCCAUGUCCCAGGUCCCGCGGCCAUCGUCAUCCGUC